Molecule: messenger RNA, 2027 nt
Organism: Procambarus clarkii (red swamp crayfish)
Lineage: Eukaryota; Metazoa; Arthropoda; Malacostraca; Decapoda; Cambaridae
Source: RefSeq, a predicted model, not a curated record
UGCGUGUGUAUAUCUGAGGCAGGAGAAAGGCAGCCGGCAAGAUGGCAGCGGUGGGCAGGGCUGGCUUUGGCUGGCUUCCUCGUAAUCUUUAUCGUAUUAAUGCUUGCCAGUCCUUGAAACUAAACUAUGCCUGUGUUGCCUCCUUCCAUAACACGUCGGCGCUCAAUGCUGGAUUUUUGGGUUUUGGUGAAGAUGAUGACUAUGGAUCAUUUAUGGAGAACCUCUUUGAAGUACACAACCAGCUGGCAGUUAAUGAUCAUAUUGAAGUUUCAGACAGCAUAUUUUCUCAGAAUGCAAAUAAUUUUGAUGAGGCUCAACCUAAAUUUAUGCAAACCAAACAAAUGAAAGAAAAUGAGAUCACGCAACACCAGAAUCAAAUAAUGCAUGGGCAUAAGAGAAAAUAUGGGCAUGAGAGAGAGAAUGAAGCUGAGAGAGAGACUCAAUCUCUGUCUUCUGAUUGGUCUAAUGGAGCUAAAAGUGAAAAUAAACAGAAUGAUAUUACCACCAUGCUGGAAAAAGACCACACCAUAGAGCACUUACAUACUUUGAUGCAAGUACCAGCUUUCAUGGAGCCACGUCCUGUAUGUAUCCAAGAAAUUGCAAAUAAUUUAAUUGUACCAUUAGAAGCAAAACUACCUAUUGAGCUACAGUCUAAGGGUUUAUCUGAUAAUGUAACUCAAAUUAAAUUUGAUAAUGUUAAAACGUCUGGUGUUACGUCACAAGAAAAUUCUGCAAACAAUGAGGUUCCUUUACAAGAUACUGUUGCUUACUCAGACAAUGCAGUGGUAUCAAAACCCAGUAAUCAGGAAAAAAGAGAAAAAACUGACUUAAUGUUUGAAGGAACAUAUCCAAACGCAAUACAUUCAUCUACUUUAAUUCAAACAGAAAAGGCAGACACUAGUUUUAGUGCAAGCAGCUAUGUGCACAGUAGUGAAAUGCAAGAGUAUGGAACUGCCUCAUCCAUAUCCUCAAGAGCACAGCCAGUCCAGAGCAGAGCUGUUCUCCAGGUUCCAGAGGACACCAAAGAUGUGAAGGUAGGCACCUUGAUAGCAGUUAUGGUAGAAGAAGGUGAAGAUUGGAAGGCAGUUGAAAUGCCCAGUGAAGACUUGACACUACCAUCUGGAUCUCUACCUGUCACAGCUUCUCCCACACUUGCUACUGUUUCUGAUGCUGGCCAUGGUAACUAUGGGCCUUCAGUUCGUCUGUUGCUAGAGCAGUAUGGGCUUUCUGCUAGUCAAGUUCCUGCUGGAGGGCCACAUGGUAGACUAUUAAAGGGGGAUGUUCUGCAAGCUAUCAAAGACAAAAAUCUUCAGCCACGGCCAUUAACUGCAGUUGCUCUUCCCGAAGUUCCAAAACCUGCCACUGCGUCUGGUUCUCUCACAGCUCCCACAUCACCGAUUGUUUCUCAUCCAUUACCAAUUAUUGAUAUAUCAGACGAUGGUUUUUAUGACAUUGAAGUAACGAACAUGAGGAGAACCAUAGCCAAACGACUCACACAAUCAAAGGGUGGUAUUGCCCAUUCAUACGGUACUAUUGACUGUUGUGUGGACAAGCUUGUAGCAUUGAGGAAGCAAUACAAGAAGGAAGGAAUCAGUGUUAGCAUUAAUGACCUUAUCAUCAAAGCUGUUGCUGUUGCCUUGAACAGAUGUCCAGAGAUGAACUGUGUGUGGAGAGGAGAUCAGCUUGUGAUGGCUGACCAAGUGGAUAUUAGCAUUGCAGUAGCAACACCUGCUGGCCUUAUAACCCCAAUAAUUCAUGGAGCUGACACGUUGGGUGUUGAAGAUAUUGCAACCAAAGUGCAUGAUCUAGCUGGCCGAGCUAGAGAAAACAAACUAAAGCUAGAUGAAUUUCAAGGGGGAACUUUUACCAUUUCAAAUCUGGGGAUGUUUGGAAUUAGUGAGUUCAGUGCCAUCAUCAACCCUCCUCAGUGUGGCAUCCUUGCAAUUGGUGGAAGUAGACUGUUAUUAGAAAUUUCAUACUUUAAGAUGUUCUUCCAAGAAAGGGUCAAAUUCACUCAGCAGCUCUAG